Parascedosporium putredinis is the source of this 1206-nucleotide messenger RNA. NCBI's taxonomy places the organism in Eukaryota, Fungi, Ascomycota, Sordariomycetes, Microascales, Microascaceae. The record is from the annotation of a GenBank genome assembly.
AUGCCUUCAGUAACGAACGCUUUGGUUCUGGCAGCCAUGACCACGGUUGCCAGUGCUGCUUACCAAGGCUUCAACUAUGGAAACACAUUUACCACCGGUCAGAUCAAGGUCCAGUCUGAUUAUGAGGCCGAAUUCAAGGCUGCCCAAGACCUCGCCGGAACCGACGGUGCCUUCAACAGCGCUCGUAUCUACACCAUGAUCCAAGGAGGAACCCAAAACGACCCUAUUCAGGCUAUCCCCGCCGCCAUCAGCACCAAGACUAGCCUUCUUCUUGGUCUCUGGGCUUCUGCUGGCCAAGACACUUUCAACAACGAGCUUGCCGCCCUGAAGCGUACCAUUGACCAGUACGGUAGCGAACUCUCUGGACUAGUUGCUGGCAUCUCUGUCGGUAGCGAGGAUCUCUAUCGCAACUCCCCGACCGGCAUCGCUAACAAGGAGUACGCCGGCGCUAACCCCGACACCCUCGUCGAUUAUAUCAACUCGGUCCGCGAUCUGAUUGCCGGCACCUCGCUCGCUGAUGCCAAGAUCGGCCAUGUCGACACCUGGACUGCCUUUGUCAAUGGCUCCAAUCAGGCCGUCAUUGACGCCUGCGACUGGCUUGGCUUCGAUGGCUAUCCCUAUUUCGAAGAUACCCAUGCCAACGACAUUUCGAACUCGGCUGCUCUCUUCAACGACGCCUUCUCCGCUACCAAGGCUGCUGCCGGCGGCAAGGAGGUUUGGAUCACCGAGACCGGCUGGCCCGUGAGUGGAAAGGAUUUUGGUGAUGCCGUUGCCUCGGUCGAGAACGCUGAGGCCUACUGGAAGGAUGUCGGUUGCUCCUUGUUUGGCGCCACCAACGUCUGGUGGUACACCCUUCGCGAUGCCGCUCCCGAUACUCCUAACCCCAGCUUUGGUAUCCUCCAGGACCUGAACGGCCAGCCCCUCCAUGACCUAUCUUGUGAUGGAUCCUCUUCCGGUCGUGGAAACGGUACUGCUUCGUCCACUGGUUCCGGCGGCACCGCCGUAAACACCCCUACCCCCACGGGCGGUAGCGGCUCCGGCUCCGGUAACGCGCCCUAUGGAAAUGGUACCGACACCGUACUUCCCACUGGAACCGGUAGCAGCGGUUCGGACGCCAAUACCGUUUCUGGCUCAAGCGGAUUGACCAGGCUUGAUUCCAUUGCUGCUAGCGUGAUCGCUCUCGUUGCCGCAGUUCUUAUUCUUUAA